UUGCAUCCAAAGUUCAACUCUACAUAGAACAUACAGAGCCACUUGUCAUCAGGAAGGUGCUCUCUCAGCAGAACGGAUAAUAUCUCAAUGACUUGACAUGUUCUGGUUGUGAAUUCAGGCUACAAGGGUCAGUGCUCUGAAAUGAGUCUCUCUGGGGAGAAAGAGGAGGGGGUUCCUGUCUCUAAAAUGAGUCUCUCUGGGGAACAUGACACCAAAGCUAAGAGACCAAUCCAGCAGGAGAGACCAGCCUCCCCUGUUCCCAGCUGUGUGUCCAUGAAGAGUCACCAGUCUAUGGAGAUACCUAUAGUGUUCAGAGAGGGAGACUUUUCUACUGAACAAAGAAACCAACAGGAGAGAUCAGAGUCAGAGAUUCUCAGUGGUCAGUCUUCCCAGAGUCAUCAAACAGACCUGGCCUCCAUAUUCAGUUUGCUUGAAGAAAAUAUUAUCACAUUUGUGAAGAACGAGCUGAAGACGUUCAAGAGGAUUCUGAGUCCAGAACUCCCACAAGGCUUUGAGAGUCAGAAGCAGGAAGUGGUGGAUGCUGAAGAUGAGAAGCAGGAGAGUAGUGCCAGAGAGGGGGCUCUGAAGAUCACACUGCACGUCCUGAGGAAAAUGAACCAGAAGGAGCUUGCUGACACACUGGAGAAAAAUUCAGAUGAGCUCGCUGUGAUUUGCCAACAUGAACUCAAAUCUAAUCUAAAGAAGAAGUUUCAAUGUGUAUUUGAGGGGAUCGCUAAACAAGGAAACCCAACACUUCUCAAUAAGAUCUACACAGAGCUCUACAUCACAGAGGGUGGAACAGGAGAGGUCAAUAAUGAACAUGAGCUGAGACAGAUUGAGACAACAACCAGGAAACAAGCAAGACCAGAGACUGCAAUCAAAUGUAAUGACAUCUUCAAACCCUUAACUGGACAAGACAAACCUAUCAGAACUGUGCUGACAAAGGGAAUCGCUGGCAUUGGAAAAACAGUCUCUGUGCAGAAGUUCAUUCUGGACUGGGCUGAAGGAAAAGCAAAUCAGGAUGUCCAAUUUGUAUUUUCAUUCCCUUUUCGGGAGCUGAAUUUGAUGAAAGAGGACAAACACACUUUGAUUGAACUUCUCAACCACUUCUCAAUGGAAACCAAAGAAUCAAGAAUCUCCAACUACGACAAGAACAAAGUUCUGUUCAUCUUUGAUGGUCUGGAUGAGUGCCGACUGCCCCUAGACUUCCAGAACAACAAGAUCUGUUGUGACGUCACAGAGUCAACCUCAGUGGAUGUUCUGCUGACAAAUCUCAUCAAGGGAAAUCUGCUUCCCUCUGCUCUCCUCUGGAUAACCUCCCGACCUGCAGCAGCCAAUAAGAUCCCUUCAGGGUGUGUUGACCAGGUGACAGAGGUACGAGGGUUCAAUGACCCACAGAAGGAGGAGUACUUCAGGAAGAGAUUCAGUGAUGAGGACCUGGCCAGCAGAAUCAUCUCACACAUAAAGACAUCAAGGAGCCUCCACAUCAUGUGCCACAUUCCAGUCUUCUGUUGGAUUUCUGCAACAGUCCUUGAACACAUUCUGAAACAUAAGAGAGAAGAGAUGCCCAAGACUCUGACUGAGAUGUACACACACCUUGUGGAGUUUCAUAUCAAACAGAAGAAUGAAAAGUAUCUUGGGGAAGAAGAGACAGGUCCACACUGGAAUAAAGAGAGCAUUCUGUCACUGGGAAAACUAGCUUUUCAACAGCUUGUGAAUGGCAAUCUGAUUUUCUAUGAAGAAGACCUUAAAAAGGCUGGCAUUGAUGUCAAUGAAGCCUCAGUGUACUCAGGAUUGUGCACACAGAUCUUUAAAGAGGAAUGUGGGCUGUACCAGGACAAGGUGUACUGCUUCGUGCAUCUGAGCAUUCAGGAGUUUCUGGCUGCUGUAUAUGUGUUCCUCUCAUUCAUCAACAACAAUGAAAAUCUAAUGGCCGAACCUCAAUCAACGUUCAGGAACUUUUCAUUGCUGUUCAGAGACAAGCCAGAAGUUACUGUCUACAAGAGCGCUGUGGAUGAAGCCUUACAAAGUGAGACGGGAAACCUGGACCUUUUCCUCCGCUUCCUUCUGGGCCUCUCACUGGAGUCCAAUCAGAAGCACUUACGAGGUCUACUGACAAAGACAAGAAGCAGCUCACAGAGCCAUGAAGAAACAGUCAAGUACAUCAAGGAGAAGAUCAGGGACAGUCCAUCUACAGAGAGGUGCAUCAAUCUGUUCCACUGUCUGAAUGAACUGAAUGACCAUUCUCUAGUGGAGGAGAUCCAAAGAUACCUGAGAUCAGGAAGUGUCUCCAGUAAUGAACUCUCACCUGCACAGUGGUCAGCUCUGGUCUUUGUGUUGCUGACUUCAGAAAAGGAGCUGGAUGUGUUUGACCUGAAGAAAUACUCCAGAUCAGAGGAAGGUCUUCUGAGGCUGCUGCCAGUGGUCAAAGCCUCCAGAGCUGCUCUGCUGUCAGGCUGUCUAGUCACAGAGGAAGGCUGUGUUUCUCUGGUCUCAGCUCUGAGGUCAAACCCCUCACACCUGAGAGAGCUGGAUCUUAGUAACAAUGACCUGAAGGAUUCAGGAGUGAAGCUGCUCUCUGAUGGACUGGGGAAUCCCCACUGUAAACUGGAGACUCUGAGGCUGUCAGGCUGUCUAGUCACAGAGGAAGGCUGUGCUUCCCUGGUCUCAGCUCUGAGGUCAAACCCCUCACACCUGAGAGAGCUGGACCUGAGCUACAAUCACCCAGGAGACUCAGGAGUCAGACUGCUCUCUGCUGGACUGGAGGAUCCACACUGCAGACUGGAGAAACUCAAUGUGGAACAUGGUGGAGAGUACACAAUGAAACCUGGGCUUAGAAAAUAUGUCUGUGAUCUCACACUGGACCCAAACACAGUAAACAGACUCCUCUCUCUGUCUGACGAGAACAGAAAGGUGACACGUGGGAGAGAGGAUCAGCCGUAUCCUAAUCACCCAGAGAGAUUUGGCUACAGGAAGCAGGUGCUCUGUAGAGAGGGUCUGACUGGGCGCUGUUACUGGGAGGUAGAGUGGAGUGGGAGAAGGGCUGUUAUAGGAGUGACAUAUAAAGGAAUCAGCAGGAAAGGAGAGGGUGAGGACAGUCUGAUUGGAUGGAAUGACAAUUCCUGGAGUCUGGUCUGCUCUGACAACCUUUAUACAGCCUGGCACAAUAAUAAUACCACUCUCAUAGCCAUCCCCCCCUCCAGCUCCCACAGAGUAGGAGUGUAUCUGGACUGGCCAGCCGGCACUCUGUCCUUCUACAGAGUCUCCUCUGACACACUGACCCACCUGUACACAUAUCACACCACAUUCACUGAGCCCCUCUAUCCAGGGUUUCUGGUUUAUGACUCCUCAGUGUCCCUGUGUCACGAGGUCCCUGUGUCAAACACAACUUGGACCUGCUGACGUCAUCUGAGCGCGACUUAUGUUUGUUGUUGGGAGCUGAAAGCUGAACGAGAGGUUUGUUGUUUUUGUAAAGCUGACCGUGUUUUGACAUACUUUAAUUUUAUGAUGGAUCUUGCAGCACUGUUGGGCUUAGUUGCUGUGAGUGCUGCUGUCUGUCCCGGGUAUUGUAAUGUUUUUAAAAUUGUAUAAACUGCCUUAAUUUUGCUGGACCCAGGAAGAAGAGAUGCUGCCUUGGCAGCUAAUGGGGAUCCACAAUAAAUACAAACACAGAAUAAAAAUACAACAUGGCGUUUCCCUUUAAUCAUGGUUCAGUAUGACAUCAUGGUUCAGUAUGACAUCAUGGUUCAGUACGACAUCAUGGUUCAGUAUGACAUCAUGGUUCAGUACGACAUCGUGGUUCAGUAUGACAUCAUGGUUCAGUAUGACAUCAUGGUUCAGUAUGACAUCAUGGUUCAGUACGACAUCGGGGUUCAGUACGACAUCAUGGUUCAGUACAACAUCACGGUUCAGUAUGACAUCAUGGUUCAGUACGACAUCGUGGUUCAGUAUGACAUUGUGGUUCAGUAUGACAUCGUGGUUCAGUAUGACAUCAUGGUUCAGUACGACAUCAUGGUUCAGUAUGACAUCAUGGUUCAGUACGACAUCGUGGUUCAGUAUGACAUCAUGAUUCAGUACGACAUCAUGGUUCAGUACGACACUCUUAGAAUAGCUCUCUAGUGUGUAAACAUAUGAUUGUAAAUAUUCAUGAAUAAACACCAUUUAAGUUGACAGACAUUGUCAACUAGAGUCAGUCAUUAAUAUAAUUAAUCACCACACUGUGUUGUAAAACAGUUUUCAUUUAGAAAUCAUUGAUCUUGUUGUUAUUGGGCUUCUUGGUGUUUGUAAAUAUUGUUGUCUGUAGACUGUUAAUUUGUCAAAUUCUUUACACAACAAUCAUGUUUCUGUUUAAACUCAAUUCCACUGAAUGAAAUGUACAUGUGACUAAUUAAGUUAAUCAACCAGAUGAAAUGUUUUAAUACUGAUCACAAUAUGACAUUACAGUAAUAGAUGGAAGAAGAGAGGUGUAAAUGUUUUAAUACUGAUCACAAUAUGACAUUACAGUAAUAGAUGGAAGAAGAGAGGUGGAAAUGUUUUAAUACUGAUCAGAAUAUGACAGGACAGUAAUAGAUGGAAGAAGAGAGGUGGAAAUGUUUUAAUACUGAUCACAAUAUGACAGUAAAUGGAGGACAGUAAUAGGGGUUGUGUUCAGUACAUAGAAAUGGGUCUUAUUCAGUUGAA
Oncorhynchus kisutch (coho salmon) is the source of this 4680-nucleotide messenger RNA. RefSeq names its product NLR family CARD domain-containing protein 3. Lineage: Eukaryota; Metazoa; Chordata; Actinopteri; Salmoniformes; Salmonidae. Gene Ontology annotation, molecular function: protein binding. The coding region runs from base 142 to 3402 and encodes 1086 amino acids. The transcript has 10 exons. The record is from RefSeq and is a predicted model, not a curated record.